CAUCUAGAGUUGCACUGGAGUCAGCAGCAGCAGGAUAUGAGAAAGAGGCAAACGACUUUGGAUUGCAGUUGAGUGUGGAGAAGACAAACGGAAUGGCUGUUAGUCAAGAGGUUGAUGUGACACCAGUGCAAGUGAAGGGUGGCAGUCUGGAUAUUGUAGAUCACUUCUCGUACCUUGGUUCUUACAUCUCCAGUGAUGGAGAAAUCAUGGUAGAAAUAGACUGUAGGAUUACUAAAGCAUCUCAAGCCUUCGGAUGCUUGCGGAGACCCAUAUUCCAAAAUAGAAACCUUUCUGUAGCAACAAAGAGACAAGUCUAUCGAGUGGUAGUAUUGUCAGUCCUGCUAUAUGGGGCAGAGACCUGGACACUGAAGGCCCCACAAGUAAAACGCUCGAACUCAUUCCAUAAUCGUUGUGUGAGAACUAUCUUAGGCAUAACAAGAUACCAGCAGUGGAUUGAGAGAAUAUUAAUUAACUUAACCAGGUGUUUGGCAUCAACAUUUGGCAUGCAGGAAAUCAUAUCUGACCUCAUUAUGGAACAGCACCGCAAAUGGCUCGGACAUGUGGGUCGUACGGAUGAAGAGAUCGAGACUGCCAAAGAGAAUGCUAUUUGGAGAGUUGAGGUAAAGAGACCAUGUCAUGGAAUGAAAAAAGGUGGAGAGAUGUUGCUAAAUCAAAUAUGGAAGCAAUUGGUGUGGGAGAUAGGUGGUAUGAGUUGUGCCAAGACAGGAGAGACUGGUUCAAGCUUUGUUGUGAAGGUAUAGAAAGAGUGUCGGAGACCAGUAAGAGAAAUGAAGGUCCAGCCAAUAACCAGUCUCAAACAAGAAAAUUUCAAUGUACUUGUGGGAGAAGCUUUCGUAGACAAGGAGACCUAACUAGACA
Corticium candelabrum is the source of this 879-nucleotide messenger RNA. RefSeq lists its product as uncharacterized. The record is from RefSeq and is a predicted model, not a curated record. The transcript has a single exon. Lineage: Eukaryota; Metazoa; Porifera; Homoscleromorpha; Homosclerophorida; Plakinidae. Bases 93 to 761 code for a protein of 222 amino acids.